This is a messenger RNA of Lampris incognitus (smalleye Pacific opah), 1496 nucleotides long. RefSeq names its product signal recognition particle 14 (gene srp14). The record is from RefSeq and is a predicted model, not a curated record. Gene Ontology annotation, cellular component: signal recognition particle, endoplasmic reticulum targeting. Bases 59 to 391 code for a protein of 110 amino acids. Gene Ontology annotation, molecular function: 7S RNA binding; endoplasmic reticulum signal sequence receptor activity. Gene Ontology annotation, biological process: SRP-dependent cotranslational protein targeting to membrane. NCBI's taxonomy places the organism in Eukaryota, Metazoa, Chordata, Actinopteri, Lampriformes, Lampridae. The transcript is spliced from 5 exons.
CGGAGCUUUCCCGAAUGAGCUAACGCUCGCCGUCAGAGCUUGAAAUCAAGUUUGAAUCAUGGUGCUACUUGAAAAUGACUCGUUUCUGACAGAGCUCACGAGGCUGUUCCAGAAAUGCAGGAACUCGGGUAGUGUUGUCAUCACAUUAAAAAAAUACGAUGGGAGGACUAAACCCGUCCCUAGAAAGGGCCAUUCAGAGUCAUUCGAGCCAGUAGACAACAAGUGUCUCCUCAGGGCCUCAGAUGGCAAGAAGAAAAUUAGCACAGUGGUCAGUACCAAAGAAGUUAUCAAGUUUCAAAUGGCAUACUCCAACCUCCUCAGAGCUCACAUGGAUGGGCUGAAGAAGAGGGACAAGAAAAGCAAAACCAAGAAGACCAAAGCCACUCAAUGAGCAACAGACUCUUAUGUACCCUUGGUACCUAGACUGGGAUGCACCAUCUGAAUGGGGGGGGGGGGCUUCAACUGGCCUAUAACUACCAAUUUCCCCCUCCAGCUUGUCCCAUUCUCCUUAGGCUCGGUCACUAUUUUUCCGACAGGUGACUUCUUUGAUACCAUGCCAUUGUUUGCACAAUAAUGUCUAAUACCAGGUCACGCAAUGCUGCCGGAGAAUGGGGACAGAAAAGCUGAGGCUUUCUAAUACUCAAUGAGAAUGCAGCAAAUGAACCUUAAUUGAAAUGCCACACUCUGUACCUGCAUCUCUCUUCUGGAUCUAAGUUACCAACAGCUGUGUUGCUUCUGGAGUCGCUGAAAUGAUAAAGCCCUGGAAUUAAUUGCCUUUCCUAAUAUUUUUUUUUCACUGUUGUCCAUAUUUAUGUAGUGCUUACCCAAAAUUGUAUGUGCAUGUCUGUCUGACUGCAUCAUUUGACUGCAUUGUUUAGAUGUGAAUUUACCAAUUAAACUCGUUACCCAAAUUGUUUAAGUUCAAGUUCCCAGAAAUGCAUGAGGAAAAACAACCACCUUGCAAUGCCAUAUUUGAGGGUAAAUGUUUUUUUUUAUUUUUAUUUUUUUUAACCAAGCUGAGAGUAUAUUACAUGGUAUCAUUUGUGAUGAUCGUCUCUCUCGCCUUUUUCUUUUUAAAUGUAGAAUGAAACUUGCUAUUACUGACUUAUUUUGACCACAGAUGUUUAAUAAAUUAAUUUUUUAUGGUAUGGCAAACUGUCAACACAAACCUUAUAAACCUCAGUUGAAUAUACAAUAAAGGAGGGCUGCAUGUUUAACUCAAAUUUAAAAAGGAUAACGCUGUACACGGAGGCCAGAAUUAAGUUAAAUUUGGGAAAUGAUUUACUUAAAGGCAUAUUUGAUUUUAUGUAUGCAUGUACAAAGUACUGGGUAUAAACCAAACCUUGUGAAUUCGCUUUUUCCUUACAAAGUGGAUACAACUACUGUUGCCAUUCUGUGUCAGCCAUUUAUACCCUGUUGUCAUGCUACAGUAUGUCCUCAUGUAACUUUAACAGAAAUACAGCAGAUUUUAAUUGGAGAAAUAAAGUCCUUUGUUA